AUGGCGACGAGCAGAGUCUACGUUCACUACCACCACGCCGAUGCCUGUAGUAAAGCUCGCUGGAACGCCAGAGAGACCUUCAAGUUUAUGUAUGAUAGGCCUUGGAAGCAUGUCAUUGAUUUCUACUCAAAUGUAGUGGAAGGGAAACUAUCAGUGCUGAAUUUGUUUGAGCCCAAAAAAUCUUUGUUGGUCAAUGAUGAUGGGAAAACCGAAAGGAAGCCUAUUGAAACUGAAUUGGAGACUUGUACUCGGAAAGACGGGAGGAUGGGGAGGUGGGAAAGAGUAAAUUUCAAGAUAGUUCUUUCUUACAAUGGGUCUUCUUUUGAUGGAUGGCAGAAACAACCUGACCUACACACGGUUCAGAGUGUAGUAGAGAAGUCUCUCGGGGGAUUUGUUGAUGAUAGGAAAGCCCAACUGCUCAAGAAAAAAUGUAAACCAUUAGAAGGCCGUGUACUUGUUGCUGGAAGAACCGACAAAGGAGUGUCUGCUCUUCAUCAAGUUUGUUCUUUCUAUACCUGGAGAAAAGACAUUGAACCCGUUGAAAUUGAAGAUGCUAUCAAUAAAGAUGCAUCUGGGAAACUUAGGGUUGUGUCAAUCUCUAAGGUUUCCAGAGCAUUUCACCCAAAUUUCUCUGCAAAAUGGAGGCGCUACUUGUAUAUCUUUCCCUUGGAUAAUGCUGAGCCAUUGUGCGAGAAUGGCAAGAAUCAUGAAAACUUAAUCUUUGAUGAGAACCUUGAAAAGCAAACAGAGGGGCUCUUAAGUGAAGAGAAUACAGGGGUAAUAUUGAGUGAGGAUGAUGAGCUUGAAAUUGAGGAAACCGGAAAGGUAUAUGGACUUGAAGUAGUAGAAAAACCAAAUGACUUCAGUGUAAGCAAGGUUGAUCAACUUUUACAGCAGCUUCAAGGAAAAGUAUUAUCCUACAAGAUGUUUGCGCGUGAUACAAAAGCUGCAAGAAACGAAGGUCCACCUACAGAAUGUCUCAUGUACCAUGCACGGGCAGCCGAAAUUAGACUGGCCUGUUCUGAGUCUGUGGAAGGAAGAAGGGUGAUGUGCGUUGAGCUUGUUGCUAACAGAUUUCUCCGCAAGAUGGUUCGAGUACUUGUGGCAACAUCAAUCCGAGAAGCUGCUGCAGGUGCGGAAGACGAUGCAUUGUUAAAACUGCUAGAAGCUUCAUCCAGACGAGCCACGGCUCCUCCAGCUCCAUCCGAAGCUCUUUGCAAACACUUCUCCUUGGACCCUGAACCUUUUCUUGGCGGAGCUGCUGAGAAUGAUGUCAAGAAGCUGUAUUCUGAUGUUUUGAAGGCAUCUGGAAAGGAAAUGUCUGCACAAAACGAUGAGGUUUCGAAGUGGCUGGAUUUUUCGGAAGGUUUCCCUGCAAAUUCAAAGGAUUGCAUUGCAGCUCUUGAAAAGUUGAAUGUAGAGUUAGCUUCCAAGUCGGUUCUCUUGGGAAAAGGAUUGACGCCAUCGGCAGCUGAUGUUGCUGUGUUUUCAGCUUUGCAUUCUUCGGUGCUUGACCUCUCUGAUUCGGAAAAGACGAAAGUACCGCAUGUCAUAAGAUGGAUGGAUUACAUUCAGAAUAAAGAACAGUUGUCAACAUUAUUUGGACCAAUUCCUGUCAAGUUACCAGUGUUUGACUUUGAGGUACCAAAAAAUGUCAUUAAGAUGGAAGCAAAUCCUAAUCCAAAAAAAGCUGCAGAAAGUGUAAAGCCUGUUGACAAGUCAGAAGCGCAACCGAGCGCAAAGAAAACUGAGCCUGAGGAGCCAAAGAAAAAGGUUACAGUUGAGAAGGAUGCCAAAAAGGAAAAGAAGAAACCUGCUGAAACAGAACCAGCUAAGAAAGAGGCAGAGAUUAGUGUCAGUUUGCUAAAUAUUCAGGUCGGUCUAAUUCGCAAAGCAUGGAAGCACCCAUCGGCGGAUAGUUUGCUGGUGGAAGAAAUAGAUGUUGGGGAGGGUAAAGUGAGGCAAGUCGUAAGUGGCUUAGCAAAGUUCUGUAGUCCGGAUGAUCUAGCGAACCGCCCUGUUGUGCUUAUCACAAAUGUCAAACCUGGAAAGCUACGAGAUGUGAUGUCAGAAGGACUGGUUCUUUGUGCUUCAAAUGAAGAUCACUCAGUGGUAGAACCGUUGCUACCACCUGCUGGAGCUAAACCGGGAGAGCGUGUUUCAUUUUCAGGGAUCGAAGGAAAGCCAGAAGAUGUGCUGAACCCGAAAAAGAAGCAACUAGAGAAGAUAACACCGCAUCUCUACACUGAUGAAAAUGGCGUAGCCACAUACAAAGGCACACCAUUCAUGACCUCGGCUGGACCUUGCACUUCCACCAUCCCCAAGGCUACCAUCAAGUAG
This is a messenger RNA of Arabis nemorensis, 2340 nucleotides long. NCBI's taxonomy places the organism in Eukaryota, Viridiplantae, Streptophyta, Magnoliopsida, Brassicales, Brassicaceae. The record is from the annotation of a GenBank genome assembly.